Molecule: messenger RNA, 4067 nt
Organism: Drosophila mojavensis
Lineage: Eukaryota; Metazoa; Arthropoda; Insecta; Diptera; Drosophilidae
Product: zinc finger protein 624
Exons: 6
Coding region: 470-3544 (1024 amino acids)
Biological process (GO): regulation of transcription by RNA polymerase II
Cellular component (GO): nucleus
Molecular function (GO): zinc ion binding; DNA-binding transcription factor activity, RNA polymerase II-specific; RNA polymerase II transcription regulatory region sequence-specific DNA binding
Source: RefSeq, a predicted model, not a curated record
GUUAGCGUUUUCUUACAUUGAGUAUGUUUGCUCUUGCACUCAACAAUACAGCACUUAGUCCGCUCUCAGCACAGUCGAAUUCGAUUUCGACUAAAAGCCACUCAAAUGCUCUCACGCGCUCAGUGCGCAUUCGAAUUUCGAAAUCGACAACGCGGCGCUCUCAGCACUCACGCUCUCGCGGCAGCUGCUUUUCGAAUUUCGACCACCAGCUGUUGAGCGUCAAAUGACGCACGUUGGCGAAAAGUGCGCUGUGCACAAAUUCAGUGAAUAUAAACUAUAAAAACAGUUUAAAAAUGUAAGCAGAUUGAAAAAAUUAAUGAAAAAUAAGUAAAUGAUAAUUGAUAAAUGAGUGAUAAGUGAUUCAUAAUUGAUAAGUGAAUCGAGAUGAAAAGUGAAACCUCAAGGCAUGAUCGCCUCGCUUGAAAAUAUCCGAUUACCUUAGCACUUUAAGCACAGACAUCCCGGAAUUAUGAACUCGCAAUCGGAUGAUGUGGAUGAUGUGCACCUGUGCAUUAAGUGCCAUGCGACGAUUGUGGGUCUGCGCAAAUACAUUUAUCAUCGUAAGCAGCAUUGUCUGCGCAUGGUGGGAGGCAGUCGAAAGGAGAAGCAACUAGAGGCCACGGCAACGACAUCUGCGACUUCUGCGCACGUGACGCGCACAGUUAUAACGCGCUCCAGCUUGGAGCAUAGCUAUGAUGGGUUCAAUUUUGGCGAGGCGGAAGCACCGAGCAGCUACUUGCGCAAGACGACGGACAGCCAUGGGGGCAAGACGUCGAAAGCCCUAACUGAGGCGUACGAUCCGACGUACGAGCUGGGCGCCGAUGUCUUCUUUUCCUCGCUGCAGCUGCAGAGCGUCUCCACGGGCGGCAAGACGGGCGCACGAUCCGAACGUGGCACUAAGGAGGAACAGAGCUGGCAUUCAGCGGACCGGUGCUCCGAUCCUUUGUUGAAGGCGGUGCGGGAGCAUGAAGAGCCGGUGUUCAAGACGCUUAACUUUGCCCAUUCGCCGGAGGCGAGCGAGGAGGAAGACGAGGAGGAGGAGCCCGAUGAGUCUGAUGGCGAUGAUGAUGAGGCAGAAAAUGACCAGGACCCAGAGUUCGAUCCCGAGCUCCAUCCAGAUGAAGAUUACGAUGGGCGACGCCACUCGCCGCCGACUGUGCCCGCCACGCACACUGGCGGCAAGUGGAGGCCGGAUCAGCGGCCACAGCUGCAUCACACGCACCUGGAACGCAUCUCGCCCAGCUGGGAUGAGCCGGCCGAGGACGCCCACGAUCAUCCGCCCGCCGAGCACACACACGGCAAAUGGGUGCCCGGCAGCAAGCAGCUGGAGUACCGGGAAAACAUUGAUCUGACCAAGCUGGAGCAGCCGAGCGCCAGCUAUUGGUGCAACAUCUGCUGUCGCCGGCUCAAGACGCGACUCAUCUACGAUCAGCAUCUGCGCAGCAACUACCAUAAGCGGCGCGCGGACACCGAGUGCCAGCUGGAGCAGGCCAAUCUCCAGUCCGCCCAUCUGAAGGUCAACAAGAACUUUGCCCAUCCGCCCGCGCCAUCGGCGAAGGAGCAAAUGCAUCAGCGGCGUCGUCGUCGCGCCCGUCUGCUGCGCUGCGAGCUCUGCCGGCACAGCAUGGCGCGCCAUCUGAUCGGCAAGCAUCUGAUCUCGCACUAUCACUAUCGGCGCAUGCAGCUCAAAUCGCAGGUGGGCAGCCAGAGCGCCUCGCUGCACGCCAUUCUGGAGCACAUGGGCAGCAUUGUGCGGCAGGCGCCGUUCCAGUGUCUGCCCUGUCGCUUCUAUGCCAAUACGGAGCAGGCCUUUCAGGCCCACUGGCGUUCCUCCGCGCACAUCGAGCUGACCGGGCGACUGGGGGGCACCUUCUGGUGCAGCUACUGCCAGUUCGAGUGCGGCAGCAACGAGGAGAUGUGGCAGCAUCUCCUGGGCAAUGGGCACAUGGAGGUGCUGCAUGCGAUUAAUCGAUCGGUGCCCGUUUGCAUUGGCCAGCGUCGGCACCUCAACUGCUCCGUGUGCCAGGCCGGCUUCCUCUACAACGCCCAGCUGCGACGCCAUUUCGCCUCGGAGCACGGGGGCGUGGCACCCACAGGCAGCGCCUCGGAUGACUAUCAGUGCCGCUUCCGCUGUGACAUUUGCGGAGCGCCGCAAAAAUCGCGCGUGGCUUUGCAGCGCCACGAGAAGCACAAGCAUCGCCUCAGUAAAUAUUAUUGCGCCGUGUGUGAGCUGGAGUUCGAGACGCCACUGGCUGCGCGUCGGCAUCGCAGUCUACUGAGCCAUAAGCAGAAUGCGAUGCUUCGCCAGGAUGGUGGCCCAUGCAGCAGCUCUGUGCAGCCAGAGGGGGAGACCGAAAUAGAGCACAUGCUGCGUGAGGUGCUGGACGAUCCGCUAUCCGAGCCCGAGCAGCCGACAACGAGCUCAGGCACCGGCCGGAGGCGGAUCUGGAUUAGCCAGUGCGCCAAUUGCCAGCAGAGCUUUGAGUCUCCCCAGGCGCUGAUUCGGCAUCGCAGCGAGGCCCAUCCCAUGGAGAACCACUGCUGCCUCAGCUGCGGCAGCAGCUUCCAGACGGCCCAGGCCCUGGGGCGGCACACGCGAAGCUGCCAGCCCAUUACCUCGAUCUCCUCCACCAUGGACGCGGUCGCCAAUGAGUGGCCCUGCGAUCAGUGCGGCUUCAGUGCCCAAUACGAAUCGGAUCUGCUCUAUCAUCGCUUCUUUCACGUACGCGGCCCAACGAUUGGCAAGGACGAGCUGCUGCAGUGUCCGCGCUGCCCCAAGCGCUUCCGCAAGCACUCGCUGCGCGCCCACCUGCGCAACCACACGAACGAGCGCAUCUUCGAGUGUGACCAGUGCAAGGCCAAGUUCGCCAGGCGACACAAUCUCAAGAGCCACAUGGCCAACAUUCAUGGCCAACGGGAAAAUCCAGAAAAUGCCCCCAAGACAACGAAAACAACGACGACGACAACGACAACGAUGCGAGCCAAGCCGAAAUUUGAAUGUGGCACGUGUGGCAAAAUGUUGGCUAAAAAACAAUCACUUCAACUGCACGAAAUGACCCAUACGAAGGUGAAGCCUCAAUUCCAUUGCCCUCGCAAGGACUGUUCCUAUUCGGGUCUCACGCACGAAGGCCUGAAAACCCACAUGAAAUCCCACUCCCAGGGCCAACACAAAUGCCACCACGAGAACUGCAGAUAUGUGGGCAAAAGUGAGCUGCACUUGAAGCGGCACCUCAAAUCGCAUGCGACUGUUCCGGCGCUGCUUGACGACGGCAAAUGGUUCAAAUGCGAUCAGUGCGGAUUCAGGGCACUGGUCAAAGGUCACCUGGAUCGUCACAUGCGCAAACAUACCGGAGAGAAGCCACACAAAUGUCCCCACUGCAGCUUCCGGUGUAGCAGCUUCGACAAUCUACGCAAACAUAUCACAAAGACGAACAAACAUCCGGGCAAGUUCAUCUACGAGUGCUCUACCUGUACUACAUUCAAGAGUAACAGCUUUAAAGACUUUCAGCAGCACUCGAGCACACAUCAAGUGGAAGAUCCAUGAGGCUACAUAAGAUAGUAGAAAUAUUCAAGUCUUAAAGAUCUGCUUUAAAAAAACAACAAAAUAAAUAAAAAUAAAAAAUAAAAAAAAAAAACAACCACGUCACAGCUUAAAAUAAGCAAAAUGUUAAUCAUGCAUCGGCCGGGAAUCGAACCCGGGCCGCCCGCGUGGCAGGCGAGCAUUCUACCACUGAACCACCGAUGCUCAUAUGGGAUUUGCUUCAAAAGUUCCGCACUUAAGCUAGAAUUAAACUAAUCUUUUAUUUAUUAUUAUUUAAACAAUUCUGUUUUCGAUUUUAAAUUUAAGGCUAACCCAAAACCUACUUGAUUAAAAAAUUAUUUACAAAAUUAAAUGUUUCUAUAUGUGUAUGAAAUGUACAAACCUGGUUUAUGUGGAAAAGUAUAUAUUAGGAUAAGCAUAGCUCUGAUUAAAUUUUUGCAAAAAAAAAAAUGUUAGCGCAUAGUAUAUAUAGACGAAGAUUUUAUGGCUAAACUAAUAAAUGUAUAAACGAAUUUAACUAAAUGUA